AUGAAAGUAUGCUGGUUACACAGGAAUCGGGAGCAGCGAGUGGCUCCGCACAGGCCGCAGGCUCGCGCUGCCGGGAAUGAUGACCUCCUGGAAACUGGCCUGGUCCAGCAGCGCCUCCUGGAAGCUGGCCUGCUCUUUCAUGCCCUCCUCGAUGGACCUCUUGAUCAGCGUGUCCCAGUCGGUGGUGAGCACGUAGUAGCACUCUGCAAGCGAAACAAAGCACAGCGCGCACAUCAUGCCGAUCCAGAGCCCAAUGAGCCCCAUGUGCAGGUGGAACCCGCACGCGAACGCGAUCGGCAGCGCGAACACGUAAUAGCUGACGAGGUUGAGCCAGCCGCUGAUGUACUGGCGGCCCUGGCCACGCAGCACGCCGCCGCUGACACAGGCAAUGGCGUCGUUCACCUGGUACGCGGCGCCGAUGAUCAGGACCUUGCUGGCGAGCUCGACGACCUCGGGGUCGCUCGAGAAGCACGAGACCACUGCUUUGCGGAACCGCACGAGCACGACGGCGUUGACCGCGCCGAAAAGCACCGACAUCCACGUGGCAGCGUGCGCAGACUUGACCGCGGCGUCCUUGGACGCCGAGCCGAUGAACCAGGCCACUCUGGUCGACGCGGCGACAGAGAUGGCGAGCGGGAUCUGGUAGAUGGUCGAGCCGGUGGUGGUCAUGAUGGACUGCGACGCGAGCGCGGCGGUGCCGAACUUGGACGACGCAAACGUGAUGAUCUCGAACGCGAGCCACUCGGCCUCGAUCAUGAUCACGCCGGGGCCUGCGAGUCGCAAAGUGCGGCUCCAGUUGCGGAACACGUCGCGCGAGAAGCCGCACCAGCACUGGUAGCCGUUGACAAACACCGCGUAGCAGAAGAGCAUCGUCGCCAUGCACCAGUUGGUGAUCACGACGGCCGUGGGCGCCCCCAGAAACCCGAUACCGUACGUCUCGUUCCAAACCAGCUGGUAGUUGAGGACUAUGUUGAGCGGCGCGCACAGCACAAGCACAAGCGUCGACGCGUGGAAGAUGCCCUGCGCCUGGAGGUACUGUUUGAGCACCUCAAACACGAUGUAGCCCGGCACGCCGUACAGCAGCCGUUUCAGGUACGACGAGGCCAGGUCGCUCAGCCGCUCGUCCUGGAUGAUUUUCAGCAGCAGCGGCCGCGACCCCCAGUGCAGAAACGCGUACAUCGGCACGUACAGCAGCAGCAGCAGCACAAGACACCGCAGGCUGUGCAGGCCCACUGCCCGGUAGUCCUUUCUGCCGUACGCCUGCGGACACAGCGUCGACAGCGACGACGCGAUUCCCUGGAUGAUCGCGUACGCAGACACGUUGCACAGCAGGUUUGA
Ogataea angusta is the source of this 1338-nucleotide messenger RNA. RefSeq lists its product as uncharacterized. The record is from RefSeq and is a predicted model, not a curated record. The transcript has a single exon. NCBI's taxonomy places the organism in Eukaryota, Fungi, Ascomycota, Pichiomycetes, Pichiales, Pichiaceae. Bases 1 to 1338 code for a protein of 445 amino acids.